This is a messenger RNA of Saccoglossus kowalevskii, 1407 nucleotides long. RefSeq lists its product as uncharacterized. Lineage: Eukaryota; Metazoa; Hemichordata; Enteropneusta; Harrimaniidae. The record is from RefSeq and is a predicted model, not a curated record.
AUGCGCUCCCUUGUACUCGUCGUGGCGUUGCUAUGCACUGUCGUCGCCGCCAGGAACAUUAAGAAAUCGAUUUUUGAAAGGCAAUUUCCAGACGAUCCAAGCCCAGUGUUGAUGUUACCUUUGAAUGCAAAUGACAAGAUGCGUGAUGUGACAGGUCGAGGUAAUAACGGGCAAGGUGGACCAAUCCCACCCAAACCACGCCCGAAAAGACCAGAAGACGAUGACGAGUUCUGCAGUUAUUACUACUUUGACGGCAACAAGGAUUCCUACAUUAGAAUACCUAAUAACGGUGCUUACGAUGCCAAAGAUAAAAUAACAAUAGCCAUGCACGUAAGACCGGGUGGACAGGCUGGGCCAUUACUUACUUUCGAUGAUGAAAAAGGCCAUACAGGUGUCAGAAUACGGGAUGAAAUGAGAGGGGAGAAGUCCAACGAGAUCGCUGAAUUCACACGAAGGGACAUGACCCCAACUCCUGAACUUGUAUAUGAACUUGACCAGAAUCAUUGGAAUUACAUAGCUGCUACCUACGACAAUAGUACGAGAAAGGCAAAGCUUUACAUAAAUGACACUUUGGUAGAUAGUAAAGAUAUUGGUGAUAUUGAAUUGGCAACGCAAUUCGGGACACGCGUGGGUCCGAUAGAUUCACAGCAAAACAAAUAUAGAGGUGAUAUUGCGUGUAUGCAAAUAUUUGAUAAGGCGUUGAGUAGAGAUCAGAUCCAUCGGAAUGGAAGACAUCCCAAGUGUCCAAGAUGUCCUCGUGACAUCCCAGCCUCUACAGAAGAGCCAAUCACAUCCAAUACUGCUGGGCCAAUCACACCCAAGCCUACUGAGCCAAUCACAACCAAGACUGCUGGGCCAUUCACAUCUAAUACUGAUGAGCCGAUCACAACACCAAAUGUUGCUGGCGAUCCGCAUAUGAGAACAUUCGACGGCCACCCGUACAGUUUCCAGGGUGUCUGCUGGUAUACUCUAGUCAAAGACUGCUCCAAGGCAAUGCCAGAAUUUGAAAUCACAGCUGAUUUUGUGCCCCGAGAUGAUCUAAGUGAUGUUACCAGGACGAGAGCACUUCGUAUCAAUGUGAACGUGAAUGGGGAGAAUGUUCUUGUUGACCGGGACAACGUGGUGACAACCAGUUACAACAUACAGCAUAUUAGCAUCAAUAAAGACGACCACCGAGUGGUAAUUAGCUUCACCUUACAUGACUCGGAAUUCAAGAUGGAAUGGGUCGGAAGAAAACACACCUUCCACAUAGACUUCACCGGUGAACACUACAAAGGAAAAGUGUGUGGUCUACUUGGCAACCACGAUGGCAACAGUUUGAAUGACUUCCAGAAACCAGAUGGGACUGUUACCCAUGAUGCCAACGAAUUCGGUGACAGUUGGAAGGUAGUUGGCAAAAAAUGUUGA